Messenger RNA from Aureobasidium subglaciale EXF-2481, 1539 nucleotides. RefSeq lists its product as uncharacterized. The transcript has 3 exons. NCBI's taxonomy places the organism in Eukaryota, Fungi, Ascomycota, Dothideomycetes, Dothideales, Saccotheciaceae. Gene Ontology annotation, molecular function: iron ion binding; monooxygenase activity; heme binding. The coding region runs from base 1 to 1539 and encodes 512 amino acids. The record is from RefSeq and is a predicted model, not a curated record.
AUGAACCUUGAACUACACUCUUUAUCAGCGUCCAGCCUCGCUUGGAAAGUGCUUGUCUUUGGCUUUGUCUCGUAUCUUGCUUAUCAAGUCGCGAAUACCAUCUACGAUGUCUGGUUCGGGCCUCUGUCUAAAUUCCCAGGACCCAAGUUAUGGGCUGCAAGCAACCUUCCACUUAUAUGCAUGAUCUGGAGAGGACAAGACACCAGGACAAAGCAGCGGCUACACUCAAAAUACGGCCCGGUGGUGCGAGUCUCUCCCACCGAGAUAAGCUACAUUGAUGCAGAAGCAAAUGGCACAGGAUUGUCUGGCACAAACGCGUGGAAGGAGAUUUACGGCCAUCGACUCUCUGGUAAAAGGAGCUUUGCUAAGGACCGCCGCCUCUAUGCUAUUCCCGUCAACGGAACAACCUCGAUUCUGAGCUCAGAUGACGCUAAUCAUGCCCGACAACGACGAGUACUUUCGCACGCAUUCUCUGACAAGGCGUUGAAGGAGGAAGAACCUCUAUUCAAGCGCUGGGCAAACUUGCUUGUAGAGAAGCUGCAUGAAUUGACCUUUGCUGACUCUCCUAUCGAUCUGGUCGCCUACUACAACUUCACUACUUUCGACCUCAUGGCAGAUCUGACAUUCUCCGAGAGCUUACAUAUGCUCGAGGGCUCAGAGUACUCUCCAUGGGUGGCUACCAUCUUCGCCUCGAUCAAGUCUAUGACUAGACUUCGCGCGAUCAGAUUGAUACCUGGCAUGACGACGUUCAUCAACAUCGUGUUGAACAACGCAAUUCGCAAGAAGCAGGUCAACCAUUUCAAAUACUCUGCUGAUCGUGUUGAUCGUCGACUUGCAAGGACGCCGUUAAGUCCAGAUCUCUGGAGCUUUGUUUUGAAGAAAGCUGGACAAGAAGGUGGCAUGUCGCUGAGCGAAAUGCACAGCAACUCAGCCAUGUUCAUGAUUGCAGGUACCGAGACAACUGCGACAUUAUUGAGCGGUCUCACGUACCAUCUCCUACAAAAUCCAGAGGCCACCGCGCGGCUCACUCGAGAGCUACGCUCCGCUUUUACUCGCGAUGCAGAUAUCACAAUUGAGGCGCUGCAACAGCUUCCAUAUCUCUCGGCUUGUAUUGAAGAAGGCAUGCGCUUGUAUCCGCCAGUGCCGACUGGCUUACCACGCCAGGUGCCAAAAGGCGGUGCUAGCAUAUGUGGAGAAUUCAUACCAGAAGACAUGACGGUCUCCGUCAGCCAGUGGGCAACUUACCACUCCGAGUCCAACUUUCACGACGCAGAGAGUUUCAUUCCAGAAAGAUGGCUGGGAGAAGAUGCGCGCUUCGAACACGACAAUCAUGCCGCGUUCCAGCCCUUCUCAGUGGGCCCUCGCAAUUGUAUAGGUCGCAAUCUCGCAUAUCACGAAUGUCGAUUGUUGUUGACAGAGGUCUUCUGGAACUUUGACUUGGAAUUGAUGCCAGAGAGCAAAAGCUGGACUGAGCAAAAGGUCUUUUCGUUUUGGGAUAAGUCAUCCCUAUGGGUCAAGCUGAAACGAGUCGUCCGUUGA